This is a messenger RNA of Benincasa hispida (wax gourd), 765 nucleotides long. NCBI's taxonomy places the organism in Eukaryota, Viridiplantae, Streptophyta, Magnoliopsida, Cucurbitales, Cucurbitaceae. The record is from RefSeq and is a predicted model, not a curated record.
AUGUCUAAUUCAGCUUGCAGGAUAGCCAAACCAGAAGUUGCAGUCCAUCUGGUUCACUGGCUGCCCCUCAGCCAAGACACACCGCACAGUGACUCUAUGCCUUCUACAUCCACAACCUCACCCUCACCAAUAAUCAGACCAACCCACACCCCAUCACCAACUGAAAACACUACAGACAGCCCAGUCUUACCACCUUCCUCUUCUGAUCGUUUACCCACCGAUCGUGUACCUCCAUUGUUUACUACCCAACCCACCAAUCGUUUACGCACCGACUAUUUACCCAACGAUCGUUUACCUACCGAUCAUUUACCCACCGAUCGUGUACCUUCAUCGUUUACUGCCCAACCCACCAAUCGUUUACCCACCGACUGUUUACCCAGCAAUCGUUUACCUAUCGAUCAUUUACCCACCGAUCGUGUACUUCCAUCGUUUACUGCCUUACCCAUCAAUCAUUUACCCACCAAUCGCUUACCCACCAAUUGUUUACCCAUCGAUCGUGUACACAUCGAUCGUCAACCCACUGAUCGUUUACCUUCAUCGUCUACUACCCUCUCCACGCUUGAUACUGUCCCACACCAUUUACCAGUACCCAUUCAUCCCAUGAUUACCCAAGGAAAAGCAGGCAUAUUCAAACCCAAAAUCUUGUCCUCACACACCCAAAAAGAUUGGUCCCUCACUGAACCUACAAGAGUCACUGAUGCGCUAAAAACCACUCAAUGGAACACAGCAAUGAGUGAAGAAUUUGCAGCACUGAUGAAAAACUAG